Molecule: messenger RNA, 741 nt
Organism: Anopheles merus
Lineage: Eukaryota; Metazoa; Arthropoda; Insecta; Diptera; Culicidae
Product: dynein light chain 4, axonemal
Exons: 5
Coding region: 269-586 (105 amino acids)
Biological process (GO): microtubule-based process
Cellular component (GO): dynein complex
Molecular function (GO): dynein intermediate chain binding; dynein light intermediate chain binding
Source: RefSeq, a predicted model, not a curated record
CAUGGCAACGCCCGGUAAAUAAGCCACACACUGUUGGAGCAAAGUUUGCAGUGCAGCAGCAUCUAGUACGUGAGGUUUGUUGGAGUUGGAGGUUAGCAAAGCGUUUAAGAAGCGCGGUAGAAAAUACGCCUUUUAAAGAGGAAUUGGCGAAGAAGUCAAUCCUUUAAUUACACACAGUGUGUGCUCAACUGUUCAGCGAUUUCUUCAUCCAACAGAUUCAUCUGCAGCUAAGUAGAAGUGAGGUAAUCUACCAAAUCUUACACCCACCAUGGAGGACCAACCGAAGGCCGAAGGUGAGGCUGACAAAAAGAUUGUCCACGUAUACCCACUGGUCAAGUAUUCCGAUAUGAAUGACGAUGUCCGAGCCGAGGCGAUAGAAUUGAGCAUUACAGCGUGUGAGAAAUACGCACAAAACUACGAGGUUGCCGCUAAAACGAUUAAAGAGCUGAUGGACAAAAAGUUUGGCACCUUCUGGCAUGUGGUCGUCGGCGAAGGCUUCGGUUACGAGGUGUCGUACGAGACGAAGAACAUACUGUACCUGUUUUUCGGCGGCAACUUAGCGAUCGUGCUGUGGAAGUGUUCCUAAGCAACCGCUUAGGAUCAAUGGCGGCAUGGUUGUUUUUAUAAUAGUAGUCCAAUUGUUUCUAGUAUCGUGCAGCAGUAAGCAGCAAUGAAGGUUCCCAUUUUUCAAAUUCAAGAUAAAUACAGUCGCUGCUCUUUGUUGGCGAUUUGUUAAGUAAA